Nasonia vitripennis (jewel wasp) is the source of this 4763-nucleotide messenger RNA. RefSeq names its product thioredoxin domain-containing protein 11. The record is from RefSeq and is a predicted model, not a curated record. The transcript has 12 exons. Lineage: Eukaryota; Metazoa; Arthropoda; Insecta; Hymenoptera; Pteromalidae. The coding region runs from base 308 to 3064 and encodes 918 amino acids.
CUACACGCCGCCUCGGCUUUACUUGUAUAUAAUUUAAGUUGUCCUUAAUCGAAUUAAGACGAUCAAGAAACAAAGUAUUUUGCCCAACAGUGGCAUAUUGUUAGUGCUUGUUUUGCAACGACCGUCGUGAUUUUUAGUUGUGCUGUAAUCAAGGAGCAGAUGGAAAUGCAGAUACCGAAUGAUUGGGAAUAAAUAAAAUUGAAGAGUAAUUAUGAGUAAGGCGACGUUCUGGAUGUGUUAAUGGGACUUCGAUGAUUGGAGUAAGCAGCUGUUAUUUGUGUGGGCCUGGCGCCUCGGUUGGCGGAUAAUGUCCAGUGAGGAGAGCCGAGAGCUAGAGGAGUCAGCAGACACAUCAAGCGAUGCAGAGGAGUUGGAACCGACUGAGCCAGACAGCAAGGAACAAAGUGGAUCCAACAUCAAAAAAGAAAUUAGCCUUAAUAAUCCUAAGUCCACUCUUGAGGAGAAACUGUCUAGCAAGAUGUUCACAUAUGCAAGGGAGACAAUAUGUUUCUUCUUGGCAGUGGCCUUUACAGCUCUUGCUGCACUGCACAGCUCACCACCAAGAAUUUCAAAACCACCAAUUGCAAGGCCAUUGUUCAAUGAAAGCUCACUAGUUUUGGAUUUUUACAAGGGUCACUUAGGUGCUCUUGUUGACCGAGUAACAGAUGCAGACUUUAGUUUUGUUAUGUAUUAUGCUCCUUGGGAUGCAGAAUGUCAAGCCAUACAAGAAGAAUUUGAGAGUGUUGCUCAGUACUAUCAAUCACAGGUAUUUUUCGCUGCCAUAAACUGUUGGCACCCAGGCUCAGAAUGUAGGACUAGAUAUAGCAAAAUACAAAGCUAUCCAGUUUUGAUGCUUUAUCCUUCAAAAGAAUCUGGUGUCCAGUACAAAGGCAUUCGAAGUGCUCCCUACAUGAUACGUUUUAUUCAUAAGUUUAUGAAUCCAAUAAUCAGGGUUAAUAGCGAUGAGGAGUUGAUGAAGCUGAUAAAGUCGUACGACGCUGUAAUGAUUGGAUACUUCAAUUUUUCGGGUCUAAGGAAAACUCCAGGUUAUAGAGAAUACUACAGAGCUGCUCUCAGGACGCUCGAGAAAGAUCCUAAUGGGGAAAUAGCGUUUGUAGCUAUAACAAGUCGAGACCUCGCUUGGGACCACGAAGUAACUCAAUUCCCCUCGGCUAGUCUGCUCAUGUGGAACGAAACUUUGUUUUUUCCCGACAACAGUGAAUGGCUGGCGGAAAAUCUGUCAAACUGGAUCAACAACGUUGUGCAUCGCGUGGUCACUUGGCUGCAGCCCCCCGGUAUCAAGUCGCUGACAUUUGCACCGUACUUGUGGGAUGGACCUCUGCUCUUUCUGUUCACACCACGGAAUCCCCUGCAUUCUGAAAAUGGCAACUACAAUCUCUUGAGAGAAAUCGGACUUCAAUACUACGACUGCUCGGAAAACUCGCAGAUUCAGGAGAUAGUAUCGCGACUGCGCAAAAGUCGUCUUGAAGCCGCGCUCAAAGCCUUCGAAACGCGCGAGUGGUGCGUGAAUCUAUUAGAGGAAGGAAAGGGCCAGCAACUACCCUUAAACGGUUUCGCAGGCAGUUCGCAAAAGCACCGUUGGAGCAACGGCACGGCCAACUGCUGCUCGGACAUAGCCACCAACAAGUGCGUGAUAUGUGCUAGCACAAAGCCCGUUGACAGCCUGGACAGCAAAGUGUGCGCAGCUCCGGGAGCCGCUUGUAGAGGAUCCGAUAUCUUCGGGCUACCUUUUGCCUUCGAGGAGGGAGUCAGUCCCGUCACAGCUCAACCGGAAUUUUCCUACAUUAACGCUGCUACGGUGGAAGGUGACAUCGACGGCACUUGCCAAGUAAACAGCUGUGAUUCGUCGACACGCGACGAAGACGUGGAUGACCCUCGAUCGUCAACGUCGGUGCGCAAAGCCUUCUAUAGGGAGGAGUGCCGACAAUUUCUAGCCGGGUAUAGCUACCAGCGACCGAUCUUUCCGCGAGAGCCGGACAAUGAUAGCGACGAGGUGGAACUGACUGAGGCAAUCUGCAGGGUCAACAAGACCCUGGCUUUGGUCGCCAUCGACAGUCUGCACUACUUCCACUUUGCCGAGAGUCUCGGCAUUGAUGUUGGCAACGCCAAAGACAAGACAACCGUUGUCAUUCUCGACCCUGCUGACGAAAGUCAGUUCGUGAUGCAAGACGAAUACGGCAGAAACACACUGGUGCAGUUCAUCAACAACUACACGAACGGCUACCUCGCGAGAACAAUGCGUUCCAAUAAUCCCAGACGUCUCGCGCGCUCGUUCGUCCCCAAGAGCGAUUGCAAGGGGAACUCCAAGUCCAAGAUUUGCGUUCCCGAGCUCUCGACUGAUAACUUUUUGGAUACCGUUCUCAAUCCUCACAAGGAUGUCGUCGUUAUGUACCAUUCCCCGUACUGCGCCUUUUGUAGCGCGGUGGCUUACGUUUACUUGACGGUAGCGAAUUACCUUUCAAAAAUGGACCAUUUGGAAUUUGUGCGCAUUGACGGCGAUAACAACGAUCUGCCCUGGGAGUAUACGAUGAAUCGCUAUCCGUCCAUUUUAUUCUUUCCCGCUAAAAGAAAAGAGGACAGCACCUUGUACCCGUGGCAACUACCAGUCUCGGUGGGCAAUUUACUGAGCUUUGUGUUGGCAAAUCUGGAUGAAGAAUCGCAUGUCGAGGCGCUAAUCAACGUGUGUGCGGCCGGUGCUGGUGGCUCGUCCUCAGCCUGCUUGGCUCGUAUUCGUUGGCUUUGCCUGGAUGUUCUCGAAGAUCACUUGCGCGAAUUUAGACGACUGCGUCGAUCGCGUCUCAGCACCGUGGAUCGUGCUCGGGCCAGAAUGAUGUUGCUACUUCGACUGGAGCAUGUCCGGCAGGUGCACCUAUUGAUCGGUAGCACUGGUGAUCUUAGCAAAGAUGUAGCGAAGGUGCGGCUGUUGAGAAGCAUGUUCAAGCUGUUGUACGCGAAGCUGGAAAACUUGAGGCAUGAUAAGACCAGAUCCGAGAAUUGCGCUGCAAGAGUUGAGGAACGUACACUGACAAGUCGCAGCUCGUGAUAUCGCGGAUUUUUCUUCUCAGCGUUUACUACAAAGGAGUCGAAAAAUUUCGUUUGUUCCACGUUAGAUUUUCGUCGAUUGUGAUUGUCUAUUCUCGAACGGAGCGUAAAGCUGUUGAAGCAUGGAUAAUAUAAUUAUUUGUAACUUUGAUAAGCCAAAGGUAAAUAUUUUAAGUGAUCGUAUAGUAUGGUAUAGGAAGCGCGAAAAAGUUUCAAAGUUGUACACAGCGGAAAAACAGCGGCGAUAUUUCAUUGAUUGCAUACCAAGCGUUCUCAGCACCGAAUUAAAACUUGCGUGAUAACAUUUAGAAAGUGACGAUAUCUGUGAGGGAUAAGGUAAUUUUACUUUGAUAAGCCUAGUAUACAAUAUGUAUGUACUUUAAGUCUAGUACACACACACACACACACACACACACAUGCAUAUAUUUUGAAAGCAUAACUAUUUUUGAUAAUCCAACGUGGACCAAAGCAAGCGUUUCGACUCCGUACGUCUAGUUUUCUAAUCACCGAAGAACCACCGUUUUGAUGUUUUUAGGAAUUUCUUUCACUUUUGUGGAAAACUCAUUGAUACAUUCCACUUGCGAGCCGUCACGGGGCUCGAUAUUUUCUGAGACAUGAAUGUAAAAGCUGCUUUUACUGUAGGAGCGAAUAAAAUGUGAGUGGAAGUGCGUUUUUCGGGGUGGUGCUAUAACGGACGAACUGCGUGUUUGGCGAGAGGAAGUUGAAAAUGAGAAAGAAGAGAAUUUUCAUAGACUAAUAACCGAAUAAAAGUGGCGAAAGUGAAAAGGUUCGAUAGCAGCAAUACACGAGAGCUCUAUUUUUAUGCGUACAUUCACGCGUGAUUUUUCCUGGCUGCGUCGCAGAUCUCAGGGCUGCCAGCAUCCUAGCACCUAGGGACAAGAAGCUGCCCGCGAAAUUCUCGCGCGCAGCUUCCGAGGCGGAUUUCUCCAUUAGUCAUCGGCUUUGCCGAUUAGCCAUUCGAGGCUCGCACUCGCGCGAUCUCUUAUCGGCCUCUUUCCUCAUUCGCCUCGCACGCGGCGAACGUCGAACGGCGCGACAAACAGCGCGGCGCAGAGUCGGAGGAAGUCUUAGCUCGCAAUCGGUAUCAGCGAAGACGAGGACGAGUGCCCGCCGAGUGGACGAGCACGACGGCGAUUGCGUAUCUGCGCGCGUAUAAAGAGGCGCGUGGGAGAGCCGAGCGGGGGUAUUAGUCACUUUUUCCCACGUCUCGCGCGCGCGCGCGAGAUGACGAGAUCCGCGAGAGAGCCGGGUGUGGUUUUGACUAUUUCUGGACGCGAGCUUAUAGGAGUAUAUAAGACGCGCCGAUAGCGCUCUACAAUCUACGUACGCCCCUAAUUUUUCAACUAAUAUCUACACAGUACAUGUAUAUAAGAUAGAAUAUGCGCUCACUCCUGAUCGAUAUGUGCCAGAUUGCCGAUGAUUCUUGUUACGCAAUCACAACACACGUACGUUGCUCGAGGAUGGCCCGCGUUUUCUCUCUGCGUAUCACAUUGUUCUCGCGAGUGUAUUGUUAGUCGAGCGAUCGCGUUCGAUUCCUCUCGCUGCUUUCUUCGUAUGCAUGUCGUCGAAUGCGGAUAAACGUCCGGAGUCGGAGUGCGAGAUGAGAAGAGGGUAAAAAAGGGAAGAUCGAUCGACGCGUUAUUUUGUUAAUAAAAUAAAGCUGCAAAACAAGCAUACAA